This is a messenger RNA of Phytophthora sojae, 762 nucleotides long. RefSeq lists its product as hypothetical. NCBI's taxonomy places the organism in Eukaryota, Oomycota, Peronosporomycetes, Peronosporales, Peronosporaceae. The record is from RefSeq and is a predicted model, not a curated record. The transcript has a single exon. The coding region runs from base 1 to 762 and encodes 253 amino acids.
AUGCGGAGCUUACGGGCCAUUUCCUUCUGCUGGGCAGUGCUAACGUGCUUCUGGAUGAGUGUUCAUGCGGCGGCAGCAGCUUCGUGUGAGUCCCGCGUAGCCAUCGGCGACCAAAGUGUCGGCAUUUCAGCGGUGCAAGACGCUUCGUGCAAGAACGGAGGCCUCGGCUGCUUCUCAGACGGCACGUGUCGAUUCUGCCAGAAGGUGGCGUUCCCGCAGAGCAACCACCUCCUCAAAUGCAGUAGCAUCGCCCCAACUUCACAGACCUCGGCACCGACUACAGCCCCACCGACGACAGCCCCACCAGCUACGAGCCCUCCUACCGCCGACUGCAGCGAGAUCGUGAAGAAAUCGACGUUGAACGGGAUCUCGUUCGUGACCGACAAUGCCUGCACCGUCGCGCGCCCGACUGCGAUAGGCUGCACCGCGCGUACGAGCUGCCGACUGUGUCGAACGAGCAAGAACGAGGCCAACCAGUUCCUCGUAAACUGUGCCGUGUUCAAGAAGCCGGAUACGGCGUUGGCACAGACCAUCGUUCUGUCGGAGGGGGCGGCGGGUAUCGUAGAAGGCCCCGGUUCCCCCAAGUACACCGAUAUUUUGCUCGCCUGCCUCAGCGUCAUGGCCCUCGUAGUGGCGAUCCUGGGCCUGGCGCAUUUCAAAGUGUGUCACCGUGAUAACCCUGACAUGAGCUGCUCAGCGGCUGAAAUUGGUUUUGUGGAUCAUGCUAGUUACUGCAUCAAUUCGGAGAAAGCUCGCGUGUGA